Molecule: messenger RNA, 2062 nt
Organism: Haplochromis burtoni (Burton's mouthbrooder)
Lineage: Eukaryota; Metazoa; Chordata; Actinopteri; Cichliformes; Cichlidae
Exons: 12
Coding region: 63-1718 (551 amino acids)
Source: RefSeq, a predicted model, not a curated record
UGAGAGUCAGAGCAGUCAGACUGCUGUAGUCUGUUCUGCACAGUCACAUUGUUCUUUUAAUCAUGGCUGAUCUCCUGCUGCUAGUCGUUCUCAUGUAUUCCUUUCAUGAAAUCAAAGCACAAGACCUUCGUCCACCUAAACUGACAGUGAGCCCGCUGAUGAUCACAGAGACAGACUCAGUCACAGUGAACUGUCAGAAUCCUCUUCCUGUCUCUGCGUGUUAUUUUCUCAUUUCAGGAGAUAAAACUGCCAAAACAGUUCCUUGUCUGCGGACUCUGACAGGGUCUCAAUUUCUGUCAUGGAUACAUCAAAGUUCACCUGUUACAGUUGAACUGACCUGUUAUUACACUUUUAUAGAUAAAUCUCCAGUGAGUAACAUGUCAGCACUCAUCAUACAAACCCCCCGUCCCAAACUUAGAGUGAAUCCACGGAUGAGCAUAGAGCCAUAUUCAUUUACAGUGAACUGUCAGACACCAUCUUCUGUUAAUGUGUCGGAGUGUUUUUUGUACUUUACGAGAAGAAGAAAAUCUACGUCCAUCUCCUGUCAGCAGACACUUACAGGAACCGAGCUCCUCUCUAUGGCACAGCAGAGUUCACCUGCUGAGGUUGAAGUGACAUGUUUUUACAGCUCAGAGCAUAAAGGAGGACAAAACCAGUCUCCUCACAGCAGCAUAUCUUCCAUCAGCAUACAAACUGCUUGGCCUGAAUUGACAGUGGAUCCACGGAUGAUCAUAGAGACAGACUCGGUCACAUUGAACUGUCAGACUCCAUCAUCUGUUAAUGUGUCGGAGUGUUUUUUGUACUUUAUGAGAAGAAGAAAAUCUACGUCCAUCUCUUGUCAGCAGACACUUACAGGAACCGAGCUCCUCUCUUUGGCACGGCAGAGUUCACCCGCUGAGGUUGAAGUGACAUGUUUUUACAGAUCAGAGCAUAAAGGAGGACAAUACCAGUCCCCUCACAGUAACAUAUCUUCCAUCAGUAUAAAAAUUCCUUGGCCUGAACUGACCGUAAAUCCACGGAUGGUCACAGAAACAGAAUCAGUCACAGUGAACUGUCAGACUCCAUCUUCUGUUUCUGCGUCUGAAUGUUUUUUGUACUUUAUGAGAGGAAGAAAAUCUACGUCCAUCUCCUGUCAGCAGACACUUACAGCAACUGAGCUCCUCUCUAUGGCACAGCAGAGUUCACCUGCUGAGGUUGAAGUGACAUGUUUUUACAUGUUACAGCGUAAAGGAGGACAAUAUGAAUCUGCUCACAGUAAUAUAUACUCCAUCAGCAUACAACCAGAAAAAAUCACUUUGACCUCUGCUCCUCCUCUUUCCACGAACUUUACAAGUGACACAAUCAGGAGAAGAACAAGUAUUGUAGCUUCUGCUCUUAAACUUCUACCUGUAGUUGCAACUGGUUUUGGUGUAAGCGUGGCUGUCAUCUCACUGGCAAUGACUUUUGUCUGUGUGAAAAGAAGAAGUGGUGACUUUUCAAGCACAAGAAAAACUGACCGAGGAGGAUGGAUGUCUUCAAAUGAAACUGAAGCCUACAGUAUGACCAAUUUUGUCCCUUGUGAUGACCCAAUGAAAGCAGGGUCUAAACAACUGAACAGACAAGAGUAUCAAACUGAGAAUAUUUCCACAUACCACGUGUACUCCACCAUCCCCGAGGAGCCAGAUGAAACACCUACAAUGAAAACAGACCUGGCAUACAGCACUGUAGAGCUACACUGAAGCACAUUAAAAAAUACUGAAUUGGCAAAAAUCAGAAGAUAAGACAAAAUGGCCACCUGGUCAACCAGACAUGGAUGCAGAAACUAGAGUACUGCAUGCAGACAUUGCAGGAGGAGAUAAUAAAUGUAAAGCCAAGUAGUUUCUAGAGAGCAGGGAAGAUACAGUAUGAAGUACAUUGCAGGAGAUUUCUAUGCCGCAAACGAUUAAGCUGCGUAGAUGGCUAAUCUGUAUUUACAUGUAAACAUGUUAGUAAUUUCUGUUUAAACACUUUUGUGUGAUAAUUUCAUGUUGGCUUGAAAUAAAACAGCUCGCUCUGCUGGUACUGCAAACUUCCGCAUGCGUGU